CAUCUAUGCUGCAGAUCAGGCACCAUGGAAGAGGCGCCUUUGACUCUGGCACACUCGCAUGCGCGCAAAGCAGCCGCCGAAACAUCAAAGUCGCGCCUCGCUGUAGCUGCCACCGAACACCACUCCGCCGCAGAACAAUAUGCAAAAGCUCAGCAUUCAACUUCAGAUCCUGAAGCCUUGCGCAUGCUGAAGUUGUUGGAAGAACAUCACCGUCAGCUAGCAGAUAUCAUCCGCUCCAAACACACCAUCGCAAAGGCCAUACAAGACUCCCAAGAUGCAGACAUCCCAUCGCCGGACCCUUCUACACCCAUCGCCUCACCUCCCGUAACCCCUUCCUCUGCCCAUGCACCACCUGUUGCACGCAUACACCCAUCUCGUCGCGAGUCUUCACCCGCCCUCGCAAAAGACAUGGCCACUCUUCGUGGCAUCCCACGACAGUCUUCCUCCCUCAAUCCACGCAAACCUCAAUCUUCGUCCACAUCAGCUGCAGUCUCCACACCACCGCUUGAACAUCGUGCCCCUCCGCCAUCCGUCCUCGCCGAAAGACCUGCCCAAGCAAAGGAACAAGACGAUGGCUUUUCUCGAUUCUACUCCAACUGGACCACUGGCCCUCUGUCACGCCUCUCUUCAAUGCUCGCCUUCACCGCCUUACCCCUGACCGACACCCCUGAACCUGAUUUACCUACUUCUUCACGCCAAAAGACAAGCGCUCGAGCCUCGAACGAUCCGGAUGUCAAAUCCCUCAUAUCGCCAGCUGCUUUGAACGCCUUACAACAACAUGGUCACAUUGGUCCAGGCGAGAGUUUCUACGUCAUUCCCACUAGUGGUGGAACUGCUUCGUACGCAAACAUCGUCACACGAGAACAGCGCUACGCUCGCCGUCAAGGUCUCUCGAACAUCAACGAAGACGAUCCCACCGAAUUUGUUGACGCCCAGGAGACUCAACCUACCAGACAGCCCAACCGUGGCUUAAUAUCUGUUCGUGAAGAAGAGUUGCAACUCGAGAAUGACACACUCAAGAAAGCUCUCGAUCAUGUGAGCCACCGCUUGCAGGCAUUUGAAUCACAUGCUCAGGAUGCUUCCAUGGCUGCUUUGACUCAAAGUAUGGCCAGCGUACGAACAACACAUUCGAAACAGUCCGAGGAUGAGCUCCAGGCUGCCAUCAAAGAGAUCAAGAGGCUCGAACAUGACAAUGCCAAGUUCAAGGCAUACUACGCAAAGCUGAAAGACAGUGCGAAGGCGAGGAGAGCUGAGCCCAGAGGUUGAGAGCUCCUCCCGUGUCCACAUGCGAUUUCCUUCAAUACUUUUCACGUUCCACUUUACAAGAUACCCCCCUUACGAUAGAAAUGAAAUC
This is a messenger RNA of Aureobasidium pullulans EXF-150, 1354 nucleotides long. RefSeq lists its product as uncharacterized. The transcript is spliced from 2 exons. NCBI's taxonomy places the organism in Eukaryota, Fungi, Ascomycota, Dothideomycetes, Dothideales, Saccotheciaceae. Bases 25 to 1266 code for a protein of 413 amino acids. The record is from RefSeq and is a predicted model, not a curated record.